This is a messenger RNA of Pseudoliparis swirei, 2637 nucleotides long. Its product is annotated as tumor necrosis factor receptor superfamily member 25-like. The record is from RefSeq and is a predicted model, not a curated record. Gene Ontology annotation, molecular function: protein binding. The transcript has 10 exons. NCBI's taxonomy places the organism in Eukaryota, Metazoa, Chordata, Actinopteri, Perciformes, Liparidae. The coding region runs from base 232 to 1506 and encodes 424 amino acids. Gene Ontology annotation, biological process: signal transduction. Gene Ontology annotation, cellular component: plasma membrane.
UCUCGCAACACUUGUCUGAAGAUUUCAAAGAACUGACAGCUGUGACACGCAAACACACAAGCUUCCUUUAAUACUUUAUGGGACUCAGAGAGGAAAUCUACAGAGUCAGCAUCACUUAUUGUUCGGGUGGUUUCAGUGGCGUCGUCACCUGGCGAUGACUAUUGGUUUGUCAAAUGAAACUAACACUCAUCUAAAGUUGAUAGUUACGUUCCUCACAUCGACUCUUUCACCAUGGAUUUUGUGUUGGUUCUGAUACUUGCCUUCCUUUCCACUGGACAGAGUAACAGUGAGGUCGCAGAACAAAAGUGGAAUUCAUGUUAUAAACUGUGCCCGCCUGGCUUUUAUAAAGUUGGUGAAUGUGAUGACCCAGUCGCAAAGCACAGAUGUGAAGAAUGCAAAAAUAACACAUUCACAACAAUAGAACACUCUCACCCGAAAUGUGAGAGGUGCAGCAUAUGUGCUUAUUAUGAGGUGACAAUAAAGUCCUGCACCUCUAACAGUGAUGUGGUAUGUGACUGUAUGAAGGGAUUCUACCUCAAGAACAUGGUUCCUCACGACUCACGUGAUUGUCGGGAAUGCAAGUGUGAAAAGUGUGAAAAGUUGUAUGAUAUUCCUGACUACAGAAGGAAGUGCCAGCCCUGCCAAAGGUGUUCGGAAUGCAAGAGGAAAUGUCCAGAAACUUCCUUUCCACUUUCUACAAAUUCAUCCACAGCUGCAUCCACAGCUGCAUCCACAGCUGCACCCACAGCUGCAUCUAAGAGAACCACAGCUUUAAACACCUGGUCAUAUCCUGCCGUGAAGCCAGUUACACGUAACUACUUGAAUGAAAUGUCCUGGCAGUUUCUCGUGGUGGUUCUGGUGACACUUCUGUUAUUCCUUUGGGUCCUGCUGCUGUUCGCCAGGAGCUCCUUCAGAUAUCCAGACAGGUGUCUUUGCUGGAGUGUGAACAAACACCUGGAGCCGCCUCUCGAGGACCCCGACUUCAGCGAACAAAGCAGUCAUCAACGCCGCAGCCCGAACACGCUGACAUUAAACAUAUCAGAGAAUACUCCCAUGAUGACUCUCAGUCAGGGUCCAGCCAUGACAGAACAUCUAUCCCAUGCCCGUCCUCAAGACGCUGAACACAAAGCCACCAGACAACAUGUGCAAUCGGAUCACUGGCCGGCCAUCGUCCUCUAUGCGAUCAUCAAGGAGGUGCCCCUGCGGAGGUGGAAAGAGUUCUUGCGUCUGCUCUCGUUGACGGAUCAGCAGCUGGAGCGGGUGGAGCUGGAGGCCGGUUUGGGUCUGGGCUCCAUGGAAAGGCAGUACCAGAUGCUGAGGCUGUGGAGCCAGUGUUCCUCCGCCAGCCUGAACGAUGUCUUCUCGGCCUUGCACUACAUGAAUUUAUCCGGCUGUGGCCAGCUGCUGCAGGAAAGCCUGGAGAAGCUGCAGCCUGAACUGAAGCAAGGCGUCACAGCCGGCAGCAGUCCCAGACCAGGCUGUCAAUGGGGCCUGCAGGACACCUGAGGCUGCACCAGUGCAGCAGUGCUUCAACCGUGGACGCCAGUAAAGGACAUUUCUGACUAUAGAUUCUACAUGGUACACACGACUCAUACUGAGAAAUGCAGAUUGUAUAUUAUAAUCAAGCUAAGAGUCGAAUGGCAGAACGGAGCACUGUGGAGAUCCUAAUAGGCCCAACUAGAGUUGGGGUUAUUCCUACAUUUUUGGUAUUUGUAUAAUCGAAUACACUCUAUAUAAGUGUAUAAUGUUCCCCUCAUGAGUGCUUAUUGGGUUGAGUUUUUUUAAAUUCCCGAAUGGCACUUCAAUUGCAGGUUGUAUUGUACAUAUCGAAAAUACUGGAAUUGUUGCCAUGCAGACUCGGUUGCAGAAUUGGGGAGGGGACUUCCUCCAAUGCAUGUGACAACAACAACAACAACAACAACAACAGUAGCAUUUUUAAAAGGACAUCACGUUGUCUUCAUUCUCAGGCAGAAGAACUCCAGUAAUCCAGGUGGAGAUUUUAAUCCCCCAUUUUAUAGGUUUUAUACUCCCUCUAGCGCACCACUUAACUUCCAGCUUCUCAUGUACCGUCUCUUAAAUGACAAAAGUUGUUCUGGUUUUUACAGCAGAAUGAAAUGUGUGUUAUUCCGGAGCUUGGUGCCUAUUUUUUUAACAUUUAACAAGUGAAAUUCAAGAUUCCUCUUCAGUUUGAGUAUUUAAACUGUGUGAACAUGUUUGUGUACAACUGGGAUUUUUAAGUAGCACAACCUCGUCUCCUUUGAGAAUGAAUGUUUGUUGGGACAACUCAUUAACUGCUGAUUCUCGUUGUGCACCCUAUAAGGGAAGAAUACUGAAAUCCCCACAGGACGUCAGAUUGUCAGUUUCCUGCAAAUAAACGGUGAGUCAAGGUGCAGUAGCCUGGGGUUUCCCUCACCACAUGUAUACCAUCUAAACUGAUGGUUUCUGGUCGUGGGGCUGGGGUAUCUCACUUUCAGAGUUUCUGUGUGUCAAUUCAGUUCCUGACAGUCAAGGAUAUUCCAGUAAAUUAAGUUUAAAUAUGAAUCGAGGUCUGUGGUUUGUGGCUUUGUGCCUCGAGACAUUUGUAUGUGUAUUUAAUCAUCUUUAUUUUUUUAUUGAUUUAAAUUCUGUAUAUUUGAA